UUCUCUAGAUGAUCAACCAGAAGAGAUUGAGCUGCAAGUACUUUCAUCCACGUCAGCUGCAACUUGCAAGGGUCCUUCACAAGAUGCCGGUGCUGAAGAAAACUUGACUGAAAGCGGUGCAGGUCCUUCUACCAGUCUUGGAGGAUCUUCGGUUCGUUCUGAAGUUGGCGUUGCUGCUCAUCCUGGCAUUUCCCUCGAAGAAGGAAAAAGCCUUGUGGAGUCUUUGUUCGACAAGGCCCAACACGUGCACAGCUACUACACAUGCAGGUCCAAGAACUGUACCUCCUUCUCCAUCUCUGAAAGCCAAAGAGUGAAACACCUGAAAGAAAAGUUCAAGCAUGACUGGAUGUUUGAGAAGGAUGUUUCCUUUGAUGACAGUGUAGGGGUUUGGUGGUUAGCAUACGUGGAGGGUGAAGGAAUGUAUUGCCUGCUGUGCAAGAAGCACAAUCAGAUAAACACGCAAAACAAAAGUGACAAGUAUGCCAGGGUACCUUCGGUCAGGUUUAAGAGGUCGGCAGUGACAGACCAUGGCAAAUGCAAUGUCCACACACGUAGCUCGGAAAUAGAGUGCCAGCAGAAGAGAGGCAGUAUCAUCAACAAAGAAUUCGAGAAGAAGCAGGGUGCCCAUUUCACUGCGGUGUUUAAAGCAUUCAGCUGUGCCUACUUCAUUGCGAGGGAGAAUGUUGCCAACAGAAAGUUCCUGCCCUUGCUGAACUUUUUGGAGGGUGUAGGUGUCCCCGAUGUAAAGUACUUCGAACACAGAAGUGAGGGCUCGAUCAAGGACGUUUUCCUCACCAUUGGACAGACCAUCCAGAAGUCUGUCAUCGAGCAAAUUCAGAGAUCCGGUGUGUUUGGUGUCCUGGUUGACGACGUAACAGAUGCUGCAGCCCUGGAACAAAUGAUAACAUUUGUACAGUUCGUGGACACUGACAACAACAGGCCAGCUGUAGCCUUUCUUGGCACCAAAAAUGUCCUGGAGAGCCACGAGUCGGCCAAUGCGGAAGCUCUGUUAGAGAACUUCACGGAACUGUUAGAUGCCUGUGGGCUGGAGGUGUCUGACAUUCACGGCCUGUGCUCGGAUGGAGCAAGUGUCAUGCUCGGUAAGAAAGACGGGUUUGCAGCAAAGUUGAAGAGGCUGCCUGGCUGCAAAAAAAUCCUGGCCUUUCACUGCGUGUGCCACAAGCUGGCACUGGCAUGCUGCGAUACGAGUGGUGACCUGAAAGCCAUUAAGGAUGUAGAGGAGGUGCUGUUGAAUGUCUGGAAAUGGCUGAGCUAUUCACCCAAAAGAACAGCGGCAUUCGUCAAAUGCCAACUUGCCAUCAAAGGCAUGGCUGCAGCCAAGACCCCAUCAGCCCAGCAGAGCGUCUGCCGAAAGCUGAAGAGAGCUUGCCACACAAGAUGGCUUAGCUUCGACCAGUCAGUUAAAACAGUCUAUGCGGACUUUUGGGCAUUACUGCAAACCUUGUCUUCCUUCAAGUCUUGCCCUGUUGCAACUGGGCUCCUGAAAAAGAUGAAGUCAGCCAAGUUUCUGGGAAUACUCAUCAUAUUCAGGAACGUUCUGCCAGAGUUAGCACAGCUCUCAAAGAGUUUCCAGGCAAAUGCCCUGAACUUCUCCGUCGUGUCCCCUGCCAUUGAUUACACCAAGAGCAAGCUCCGGGAGAUUGAGGAGUCCAACAUCAUCAUCAAUCAGCUCAGACAGGACCUGGACCCUAAUGACGGACAGUUCAGGCACACAGAGAUUUGCCUGACAGAGGCGGUCGAAGUUCAGGUGGCAGGCCUUACACAGAAGUACACAGAUGCACUUUGUCAGAACAUUGACAGAAGAUUUCAAGACAGCCUUCCAGUCGUCUCAGCCUUGUCAAUAUUCGACCCCGAGGCACUGCCACAACCUGAGUCUGAACGCUUCAGAUCGUAUGGCUCAGAGAAGAUAAGCGUGCUAGCCACCCAUUUCUUCGAGGGUUCCGAAGACAAGCAGAGUCAGCUCAGAGCAGAGUGGGGGAAGUUUAAGUACGACAUGCACACAAACCUGAAGCCUCAGCUACCUAAAGAUCCCCAGACCUCAGGACGUCUGUGUGCUGCUAGUGCCACACCGCCAACUACAGGGAGUGCCACACAGUGGUGCCUAGAAAGGGUUAUGGAGCUAAAGACUUCAUAUGGACAUGUCUACCCAACACUUGUGCACAUUGCAAAGGUGGCAUUGGUGCUUCCACUAUCCAAUGCGUGGCCAGAGAGAGGGGCAAGCAAGGUGAAGCUCAUCAAAAACCGCCUACGGACCAGGCUGGGUGGAGACAUGCUCAAUGCACUGUUGAACAUCUCCAUCAAUGGUCCACCAGUGAACAGCCCUGACUCCACCAGCAUGCUGACCUCUGCAGUGAAGUCCUGGUUUGCAGAGAAGAAGAGGCAUGGGUCCAAGAAGCUGGCGCAGGAGAUUAAACAACAGCGACAACAGUUACGCAUCCAGAAAACCCUGGCACAGCUGCGACAGCGGUAUGGGGAGGAGGCUCCUCCCCAGUCCGAGGAGGAGGCCCUGAUGGAUUACCAGGAGUCCGAGAGUCAAGAUGAAGAUGCUGAGAUGGACCAGUUGAGGCUCCUUGAAGAGGCUGAUGCGGUUUCUGUAGCUAAGGCAGUCAUGGGUGAAACACCUCCAGACUCAGGAUGCGACUCAGACUCUGAUCUUGAUGCAGAAUGCUUUUAAGUCUAACUACUGUAAUGUAGUACUAAUAAUCAAAUGUACUACAGUCUGAGAUGACUUAGUGUAUACCUGACAAGUAACUACCUCUUGUGUAUAGUUUAACUUAGGAGGACAGUCCACUGAGUCAGGUCAGGUGGCUGUCCUCUGCCCAGUUACAGUAUCACUCAUGCUGUAAUGUUCAGAGAUCUAAGUGUAUACCUGACAAGUAACUACCUCUUGCUGUGUAUAGUUUAACUUAGGAGGACAGUCCACUGAGUCAGGUCAGGUGGCUGUCCUCUGCCCAGUUACAGUAUCACUCAUGCUGUAAUGUUCAGAGAUCUAAGUGUAUACCUGACAAGUAACUACCUCUUGUGUAUAGUUUAACUUAGGAGGACAGUCCACUGAGUCAGGUCAGGUGGUUGUCCUCUGCCCAGUUACAGUAUCACUCAUGCUGUAAUGUUAGUUCUGGGAUGACUUUGUUUAUACCUGAAAAGUAACUACAGCUGUACUUCUUGUGUAUAGUAAGUUACUAAGGAUUCCAAUUACUUAGGCAGGAGGAAGUAACUUGUGCAAUGUAUUGUUGUAGGAGGUCUGGUCGGCUAGUAGCAUGAUCUCCUCCCUGCAACCCUCAGACUGUUGUACUCUGCACUGCAAUGAUUCCUGUAUUUCUGAGUGACUCCCUGUAAACACAGACGUCUGCCAUGAUCUCUAUUGAUUAUUAAAAGUUUAUUCAUCAUUCUUGAUGGCUUCUUCUUGCUUCUCUGUUUGUACUUUUGAAUUUUGGUAGAUCAGGUAGUUACAUAACAAAUGACUAAAAAACACAUGUCAACAU
Molecule: messenger RNA, 3503 nt
Organism: Branchiostoma belcheri (Belcher's lancelet)
Lineage: Eukaryota; Metazoa; Chordata; Leptocardii; Amphioxiformes; Branchiostomatidae
Product: zinc finger protein 862-like
Exons: 3
Coding region: 347-2695 (782 amino acids)
Source: RefSeq, a predicted model, not a curated record